AUGGAGCUGGGAAAGGCGAAACUGCUGAGAACCGGCCUCAAUGCUUUAUACCAAGCCAUCCAUCCUGUGCACGGAAUUGCCUGGACAGAUGGGAAGCAAGUGAUACUGACUGCUUUAUACUACCAUAAUGGAGAGCUGAAGUUUGGAGACUCAAGUGUUGUUGGUCAGUUUGAACACGUGCAUGGGCUUUACUGGGGCCCAUGCUGCUCUACAGAGACCCCAGCUCUGCUUGCUGUUCAGCAUAAAAAGCAUGUUAGCGUUUGGCGGCUGGGCCACAGCACUGCGGAGAAAAACAAACCCUUGAUUUCUCAGACUUGUGAAAUCGGUGAGCCGUUCCCAUUGCUUUCCCAGGGCUGUGUGUGGCAUCCAAAAAAGGAGGUCUUGGCUGUCCUUACAAAAAGAGAUGCUUCAGUCUUGCAUACUGUUCGAACGGACAAUACCAGAGUUAAGGCAGAUAUCAAAAGCAGUGGGCUUAUUCACUGUGCUUGCUGGACUAAGGAUGGUAACCGCUUAGUAGUUGCUAUAGGCAGCACCCUGCAUUCCUAUAUAUGGGAUGAUGCUCAAAAAACUCUAAAUGCCUGCUCCUUUUGCCCAGUCUUUGAUGUGGGAGGCUAUAUCUGUGCUAUAGAAGCCACGCUGGAUUUCCAAAUUGCUGUAGCUACUGAGCUUCCUUUAGAUAAUAUCUGUGGUUUGAACGCAGGCAUUGCAUUUGAUAUGCCAUCUGGUGCUGAAACUAGUUCUUUAACCUCGCAGUCUACUACAGCACUUGGUGAUGAAGAGUACUCCAUGGACCUGCGAAGAAAGUCCACAGACUCUGACAGAUCAGGCACUGUUGAUUCAGUAGCUUCUUCUUCAUCAGGUCCUUUGGAUUUAACCCACAUCCUUGCAAAUCACCGUCGGUCUGAUCCCAGUCCUCUCAUUACUCUGAAACGCAAAGAUUCUGCAGCAAUGAAUGGUCAAGAUUCUUCUUACCUGAUCUUGGUGACUUUUGAAAGGAAGGUAACCACCACCAGAAAAGUCAACAUCCCAGGUAUUCUGGUUCCUGAUAUAAUGGCUUUUGACCUCAGAGCUCAGAUCGUGGCAGUAGCCUCUAAUACUUCUAACAUUGUUUUGGUGUAUUCAGUAACCUCUUCCUGCAUGCCCCAUAUUCAACAAAUCCAGCUGGAAAAAAAUGAAAGACCAAAAGGCUUAUGCUUUUUGUCAGAUAAACUCCUAUUGAUAUUAAUUGGGAAGCAGAAAUUCCCUGAGCUGAGUCUUAUUCCAUCUUCAAAUUCAGACAGGUAUGUAAUGCGCUUGAUGAUCAAAGAACUGAUGCUGGAAGAAGAUGCUUCAACGCUGCCAGACACGAAGCAGCAUAUGCUUUAUAACUUUGUAUCGUCUGUGAACAUACCUGGAAAAAGAAAGUUCUUUGAAAACCUUGCCACAGAAGACCAACAUCAAAGCAGAGACCUGUUAAUACCAAGAAGUACAGUUAUUCAGUCUCCCAGCGGCAGGAGAAGACUCAUCGAAGAAGUGAAGAGCCCUAGUUAUGAGCAGAGCUCUUCAUCAAGUGUUAGUGACUUGGAUGAGAAAAAGCUCCCAGGUGACCCCUCUGUUGCCUUAGAAACUUUGGAUGCUGAACCUAUCAAUCGUUCAAUGGCUCUUCUUGGUUUUGGAACAGCUACCAGGCUUUCCAGCAGACCAGCUGCCCCUAAAGUGCAGUUCAACGUAAUUGAAGAAACAUCGAGUUCUCCUAAAAACAACAAUUUGCCAGGUGAAAGAGGCAUGAGUCACAUAUCUAGAAAUUUAGAGAGACUCUGUGGCAGUUUCAAUGACUUACAACUGAGUCUUUCUGAAAUAACAGACUUUGCUAAAAAUGGGAGAAGGGUAUCUUUAGCCUACCCAAGUUCACAAGAGCCACCGGUCAUUCAUAUCACUUACCAGAAAAAUUUUUCAAAUGGAGCAGUUACUGAAGAAACAAAAGAUGUUCUCCUCUGUGAUGGCAAGAUCCAUUUGAAUUUAGUCCAGCAGCUGUUUGACCUGACCAUUAUUGAAAUGAAACACGGCUCUUCUUGGAUCGUGCUCACUGCAGACAAGGACGGCUUUGUGCCAUUAAUAUUCAAAGCAAGACAGGACAUCAUCAUAAGGGAUGGAACUGACAGUUCAGAAGUCUGCGGUCGUCACUCCUACAAAAAGGGCAGUUUAAUGCAGCCACCAAGCAGAGUGACAUAA
Messenger RNA from Centrocercus urophasianus (Greater sage-grouse), 2211 nucleotides. RefSeq names its product WD repeat and coiled-coil-containing protein-like. NCBI's taxonomy places the organism in Eukaryota, Metazoa, Chordata, Aves, Galliformes, Phasianidae. The record is from RefSeq and is a predicted model, not a curated record. The transcript is spliced from 3 exons. Gene Ontology annotation, molecular function: kinase binding. The coding region runs from base 1 to 2211 and encodes 736 amino acids.